Messenger RNA from Juglans regia (Persian walnut), 2181 nucleotides. RefSeq lists its product as uncharacterized. The transcript has 4 exons. Bases 1 to 2181 code for a protein of 726 amino acids. NCBI's taxonomy places the organism in Eukaryota, Viridiplantae, Streptophyta, Magnoliopsida, Fagales, Juglandaceae. The record is from RefSeq and is a predicted model, not a curated record.
AUGGAGGAUUUUAAUGCUUGUAUUGAUAAUGUGGGGUUAUCGGAUAUGAGAUACUCGGGAAAUCGGUUUUCGUGGUGUAAUGGUCAAGAAGGAACCUCAAGGAGUUGGGCGUGCUUAGACAGGGCUCUUAUUAGUGCUGAGGUGAUUUCGGUGUUUCCAGAGGCCCAUCUAGAAUAUUUGUCGAGGAUUACCUCUGAUCAUGCACCUAUGGUUAUGAGAUUAAAAAAUCCUCCCUCAAAAUAUGGUUCUUCCCCUUUCAAAUUCCAGCAAAUGUGGGUUAAGCAUGAGGCUUUUAUGGCUUGUGUGGCGGAUGUUUGGGAAGAAGAGGUAGAGGCGAUUGGUAUGGCUCGGUUGGCAAUAAAAUUGAAAAAACUAAAAAGUAGGUUAAGAAUCUGGAAUAGGGAGGUGUUUGGGUCUACGCUAAUGAAUAUUAAAUUCUUGGAAGAGAGAGUGGAGAUCUUAGAGCAAAAAUUGCAAGAGCUUUUUAAUGAUGAAGAUGAGCAAGAUUAUUUGGUUACUAAUAUUGAACUAAAUUCCUGGAAGGAACGGGAAGAGACCAGAUUAAGGCAACAAGCUAAACAAUAUUGGCUUGAGAAAGGUGAAGCUAACGCAAGUUUUUUCCGGGCCUUUAAUACUCAAUCCAAAAUGCAGAAGCAAGUGGGGGAUUUACCUGACUUAUCUUCGAUGGUGAAUGCUGUUAUUUCAGAUGAGGAUAAUGAGAGUUUAUGCCAGCUCCCUUCAAUCCAAAACGUGAAGGAUGCAGUGUUCUCCAUCCCUGUUGACAGCAGCCCAGGGCCAGAUGGGUUUGGGUCUGGUUUCUUCCAAGCUUGUUGGUCCAUUGUUUGGAAGGAUGUGGUGAGUCACCUAGCUCCGAUGCUCAAACGCAUAAUAUCCCCUGAACAGGGAGCUUUCAUUCCAAGCCGAAGCAUUUUUGACAACAUAAGCCUCACUCAGGAAUUGGCAAAUAGUAUCAACAAGCAGGUUCGGGGUGGCAACAUAAUCCUUAAGUUGGAUAUGGAGAAAGCAUAUGAUAGUGUAGAUUGGGGAUUUCUUUUACAUGUUAUGGCCCACUUUGGUUUCUCUAGGCAGAUGUGUGGUUUAAUUAAACAAUGCAUUUCGACUCCGUGGUUUUCAGUUGUCAUGAAUGGGGUACCAAAAGGUUUCUUUAAAAGUGGACGAGGUUUGAGGCAAGGAGAUCCUAUCUCCCCGUAUCUUUUCAUCAUUGUUGAAGAAAUCCUAUCUAGAUUGCUUAAGGUGAGUUUUGAAGAGAGGAAAAUUGGAUUCUAUUUGCAACCGAGAGGGACCCCAGUGAUUUCGCACUUAUUGUAUGCCGAUGACAUUCUUGUUUUUGCUAAUGGGAGUAGAAAGUCAGUGAGAGCUAUAAGGGAUACUUUGUCGAUACAUGAGCAAUGGUCAGGACAAAAGAUUAAGAAUGGGAAUGUUUCGUUCUGGUUUGAUAAGUGGCUGGAUGAGGGUCCUCUGUGUAGCGUGAUCCCUAUGGGUGACUUCCCAAGUUUACAGGUAAAAGACUUAAAAAUAGAAAAUGGCUGGGAUGUUGAUAUGUUAAGUCGGCUACUGGGGGAAGAAUUAGCUGAAAAAGUUUUGGAGGUUUUAAGCAAAAGUAGAGAAUGGGCUGACUUGCUUGUAUGGCCAGAAAACAAAGAUGGAAAAUUUUCUACAAAGAGUGCAUGGAACUAUGUUCGAGUUACUGCCUCUAAGGUUAGAUGGGCUGAGUGGGUAUGGCUUCCUUGUAUUCCUAAAAAUAUUUCUGUUAUUAUGUGGAAAGCUUUCAAUAACAUACUAAGUGUGGAUGAUAAAGUUAGAAAGCUUGGAAUUCCUAUAGUCUCAAAAUGUGACUGCUGUUUGAAUGGUGGAUACGAAGACAUAAAUCAUGUGCUUGCAAAUGGGGAUAUUGCAAAGGCAGUGUGGAACAGAGUGUUUGUGCAGAUAGGUUUGGGAAGAAUUACAGGAUUUUCAUGGCAACAUUUAGUAGAGGUUUGGUUUACUAAGGCAUCAAAAGCAUCUCAAAUGGGGCAACUGCUGGGGAUAAUUCCUUCCAUUGUCACUUGGUCCCUCAGGCUGAGAAGAUGUAAGGCACGAAUGGAUGGAGUUAAAGAUUCAGCUGUCACUGUUUGGCAUAAUAUCAAGAUAUGGACUGUAAAAAUGGGAGAAAAACUUUAA